AUGGCGACUCAGGAAAAUCACGAUCUCGUCGUCAACAACUCGAAUGACAUCAUCUCCUCUGACGUUUCGCCCUCUGUUAUUCCUCCGCCGCACUCGCUCACGUCGGAGACCACCACUAAUGAUCUCGUCGCGACUGAUUCUGCUCUCAUCGAUGAUCACGUAGCUGAAGACGACGAUAGAGUUGUUCCUCGCGUUCUUGACAGAGGUUCAGGUACGUAUCGCCGGAGUAUGGUGUGGCUUAAUGUAGGUCCGUGUUAUUCAAUGGGAGACUAUAACAAUCACGAUGGUGAUACUGAUGAAGAAGAAGAUGCUUAUAACGAUCUUGAUGAUGAGUUAGUACCAAGAAACGUGAGCAAGAAGCUAAAGAGAGAUAGGCUUAGGAAACUUGGGAAGAGAUCUUCGCAUUUGCAGGUGAAGCGUGGGUGUGUUCAAGGCAAGCAUGGGUUUGGUAGCAAAUUCAUGAGCUGA
This is a messenger RNA of Capsella rubella, 468 nucleotides long. RefSeq lists its product as uncharacterized. Bases 1 to 468 code for a protein of 155 amino acids. NCBI's taxonomy places the organism in Eukaryota, Viridiplantae, Streptophyta, Magnoliopsida, Brassicales, Brassicaceae. The transcript has a single exon. The record is from RefSeq and is a predicted model, not a curated record.